UGCUGCACACACCCGCAGUGACGUGCUCUGUGCACGCUGUCUGUGCACGCUGUCACUCAGCUGUGUCGGGGUUUUAGCCCUGCAGCGGACGCGCAUCAGCGUCACGCCGUGGUGGUCGGCGGAGCGCGUUAUUACGCGCUGGGGUGGCGCGUCCGGACAUCAACCUGUGGUCACCGCGCACAGAAGUAUUAAAGAGAGAACGAAAGUAAGAAAGGGGGAAGCAGCAAAAACACAACCAGGAUGUCUGGGAAGAACAGGAGUUUGUCUCUGGCGCAGGCGACGAACAGCACGGAGGUUUAUGUGCGCUCCGCUGUGGAUGACGACGACGACGAACUUCUGAGAUACAUCUGGAACGAGUACUUACACCCGAAACAGUACGAGUGGGUUCUGAUCAUCGCUUAUAUUGUUGUGUUCUUUGUUUCACUCAUCGGAAACUCGCUCGUUUGCUUUGCAGUUUGGAAAAAUCAGCACAUGCGCACUGUGACCAACUACUUCAUAGUGAACCUCUCCUUUGCUGAUGUUUUGGUCACCAUCAUCUGCCUGCCAGCGAGCCUCGUGGUGGACAUCACAGAGACGUGGUUCUUUGGCAGCACGCUUUGUAAAAUCGUGCCUUAUCUUCAAACUAUCUCCGUUUCUGUGUCUGUUCUCACUCUGAGUUGCAUUGCCCAGGACCGUUGGUAUGCGAUCUGCCACCCACUCAUGUUCAAGAGCACAGCCAAAAGGGCUCGCAAGAGCAUUGUUGUCAUCUGGGUUGUAUCAUGCGUCAUCAUGAUUCCGCAGGCUGUUGUUAUGGAGUGCAGCAGCCUGCUGCCGGAGCUCACAAACAAGACCAGCCUGUUCACAGUGUGCGACGAGCACUGGGGAGCUGAGAUCUAUCCCAAGGUCUAUCACAUCUGUUUCUUCAUUGUAACAUACCUUGCUCCUCUAUGCCUCAUGGUUCUGGCGUACAUCCAGAUAUGUCAUAAACUGUGGUGUCAGCAGAUCCCUGGAAGCACAUCAGUUCUGCAACGAAAGUGGAGGUCAUUCCAGUGCUCAUCUCAGUCUUCAGGGCCUGGAGAGUCUGUCAGGGUCAGAACCAGCACUGUUUGCGCUGAGCUCAAACAGGUCAGAGCUCGACGCAAGACGGCUCGCAUGCUGAUGGUGGUGCUGUUUGUUUUUGCUCUGUGCUACCUGCCAAUCAGCGUGCUCAAUGUUAUGAAAAGAGUCUUUGGAAGUUUCAAGAACACAAACGACAGAGAAACAGUGUACGCGUGGUUCACUUUCUCACAUUGGCUCAUAUACGCUAACAGUGCUGUGAAUCCAAUCAUCUAUAAUUUCCUCAGCGGGAAGUUCCGUGAAGAAUUCAAAGCAGCUUUUUCCUGUUGCUGCUUCGGCCGAGGCCAAACCGAGGCACAGAGGCGAAGAGCCAGAAUGAGCACCGGUAGCCGAAAAUCCCUGUCAACUCAAGUUAACAAUAUAGACAAUGUGUCACGCAUAUCUGAUCAGAUAGUGGCAUGUAACCAUGAUGGUGAGCUUUUGUAG
Thalassophryne amazonica is the source of this 1521-nucleotide messenger RNA. RefSeq names its product hypocretin (orexin) receptor 2 (gene hcrtr2). Gene Ontology annotation, cellular component: membrane. Gene Ontology annotation, molecular function: orexin receptor activity. Gene Ontology annotation, biological process: G protein-coupled receptor signaling pathway; circadian sleep/wake cycle process; feeding behavior. Bases 241 to 1521 code for a protein of 426 amino acids. The record is from RefSeq and is a predicted model, not a curated record. The transcript has 7 exons. NCBI's taxonomy places the organism in Eukaryota, Metazoa, Chordata, Actinopteri, Batrachoidiformes, Batrachoididae.